Messenger RNA from Trichosurus vulpecula (common brushtail), 3108 nucleotides. RefSeq names its product engulfment and cell motility 1 (gene ELMO1). NCBI's taxonomy places the organism in Eukaryota, Metazoa, Chordata, Mammalia, Diprotodontia, Phalangeridae. Gene Ontology annotation, cellular component: guanyl-nucleotide exchange factor complex; plasma membrane. The transcript has 7 exons. Gene Ontology annotation, biological process: actin filament organization; cell motility. Bases 607 to 1350 code for a protein of 247 amino acids. The record is from RefSeq and is a predicted model, not a curated record.
UCUCCCCUCCUCUUCUCCCAACAAGGUGGAAGCCGAUGAAUUUGAACUCUCUCUGCAGCCUAUCAACAGCCUCUUUCCUCUGCUGCUUUUCCUCCCCUUCUCUGAACGGAAAACAAGGUGCCUCCUCGGGAGUACUGGUGAGGGGAGGAUGGAAAGUCGGAAGGAGCUGGGGCCCCCAAAUCGAGAUUAAGGGAUGCUUUGUUUCCUGUGAUACUCUAAGCAAAAAGACCUUCCUCGAAAAGCUGAUCUCGGAAGAUGCUAAAUAAACGAGCAGGAGUUUCCCUGGAAUGGAGGCUCCCUGGGAUUGGCUGCUCUGUCCUUGGCUCCUGCCAAUCCGAGCACCCUUGGGCUCUCGCACUAUCAACAUAAGCAAAGCCCCAUGCUUAUUAUUCUUCUGGACUUGAGCUGCCUGCCAUGCCAAGGUGUGCAGUGGAGCUCCGUUCACAUGGCUCACUGGAAAACGGAUUUCCUUAAAGAGCUUCCCCAAGGAACAUCUGCUCAUCCAGCUCGGCGUUAGCCGCCCAGGCAGGCAGAAGGACACGCGGCAUCUUACGGCUCCCAGCCCCAGGCUAGCGGUGGGAACGAUGGCCCUCCAGGACCUCUGUAAUGCAAGUCGUGAAGGAGCAGAUCAUGAGGGCUCUCACUACCAAGCCUAGCUCCCUGGACCAGUUCAAGAGCAAACUACAGAACCUGAGUUACACGGAAAUCCUGAAAAUCCGCCAAUCGGAGAGGAUGAACCAGGAGGAUUUCCAGUCUCGGCCCAUCUUGGAACUGAAGGAAAAGAUCCAGCCUGAAAUCUUAGAGCUGAUCAAACAACAGCGUCUGAAUCGCCUUGUGGAGGGCACCUGCUUCAGGAAACUAAACAGCCGGCGGAGACAAGACAAAUUCUGGUAUUGUCGGCUGUCACCCAAUCACAAAGUGCUUCACUACGGAGACUUGGAGGAGAGCCCCCAGGGAGAGGUGCCCCAUGACUCCCUGCAGGACAAAUUGCCCGUGGCAGACAUCAAAGCUGUGGUGACGGGGAAGGACUGCCCACACAUGAAGGAGAAAGGAGCCUUGAAACAGAACAAGGAGGUCCUGGAGCUCGCCUUCUCCAUCCUGUAUGACUCAAACUGUCAGCUCAAUUUCAUCGCUCCCGAUAAGCACGAGUACUGCAUCUGGACAGACGGGCUCAAUGCGCUGCUGGGCAAGGACAUGCUGAGUGACCUCACCCGAAAUGACCUGGAUACCCUGCUCAGCAUGGAGAUAAAGCUUCGCCUCCUCGACCUGGAGAACAUCCAGAUCCCCGACGCACCUCCCCCCAUCCCCAAGGAGCCUAGCAACUACGACUUUGUCUAUGACUGUAACUGAGGGCGCCUCUGGCCCCAACCCUGCCCGCCCCAGCCCCCCUGCUGAACUCAAAAUACAGCUUCGAUAACUGGAAACAUGAGUGAAAACACACUUGGGGUGAUGGCCAGGGCCCCCAAAUCUUCUGCCUCUCACCCCCUCCCAACACCUCGCCCUGCACUUCCUUCCUCCCUCCCCCCACCCUCUGUGCCAAUCAGCGAUUGAUCGAUGGGUCGAUCAUUUUCAGAGACUACAACGCUAUACUUACCUUCUCACUGCUGCAGCCCAAGUAUGGGAUAAAGCAAAGUCCCACCAUCGCCACUGAGAACAGUGAAGGGACCGGCCUUGGGUUCCAGGGUCACAAGAGCCCAUCUGCCUGCCGCCUGCCCUCCUUCCAGCCAAAUGGCCCGGGGUAGACUGGCCGGGGAACAGGCCUGGAAGCAGUGCGGGGAGUGAGGGGCAAGGGAGGAGAGCAAGCACCCACUCCCAAGAAGAACCAUCAUGGCCAGGACCCGGGGAGCUGAGGACCAUUUGUGACUCCAGUCUUCCCCAGUGUCCCAUCUUCCCACCAUCCCUGCCCCCUCGCCUCCCCUUCAUCCUCUCUCUUCUCCCUUCCCUCCUCAAAGACCAGAAGGAGGACCUCCAUCCAUCCCCAGUUUGGUCUCCCAAAGGAUGAAAGUGCUGGAUGCACGCCCUUAGGCUUCUGGCUGUCCCUGCUCUAGGCCUUCACUUCUCAUUGUCUUUUUUCCAGUGGGUUCUAGACUCCCCUUCUUCCUUUCCCCAGCUUUCUUCUAGUUCGUUAACUCAAAGCACAAAUUAUGAAGCCCCUAGCUGUGGUCUCUCUCUCCCUUCCUCCUCAUCUUGUUUACCUUCCCUCUUUCUCUCUCCCCCACUCUCCCCAACUCUUUCUCCUCCUCCUCUUCCUCUUCUUCUUCUUCUUCUUCUUCUUCUUCUUCUUCUUCUUCUUCUUCUUCUUCUUCUUCUUCUUCUUCUUCUUCUUCUUCUUCUUCUUCUUCUUCUUCUUCUUCUUCUUCCUCUCUCUCUGUCCCCCCCACCUCUCCUCCCUCUCUCUCCCCAUCUGUCCCCUUCUCCCCCUCCUCUCUGUUCCUCCCUCCUCUUCAGUCCCUCUCUUUUUGUCUCUGUAUUUCCCUCUUUUUUCCUUCUCUGUGCAUUUUUCUGCAUUCCUUUUCUCUGUGUCCAUCUGUCUCUCUCUGUCACUUUCUCCUUCCCUUCCUAUCUUUAUGUCUGUCUCUCUCCUGUCUUUGUCUCUUUCUUUUUACAUGUCUGUCUCUAUUCUUUUUCUCUGUUUCUUUCUGCCUUUCUGUUCUUUCUCUCUGUAUCUCCCUCACACCCCCCCCCACACACACGUGUGUGUGCAUGCACUCAUGCACAUGCAGAGUCACUAACCCUGAAUGCCUCCCUCUCACCCUGGCUUUGGACCCCCCUUUCCUCCCCGGGGCUCAGUGUCCCCUCCUCAGGCGAGGGUUCUUGCUUCGCCUUGGGUUCCCCAGCAUUGGUGGAGCCGCCAGACAUCCCGGUUUACAUUGCUGUAAUCGUUACGAGUGUUAGAAAUCUGCGAGGGUUUUUGUUUUUGUUUUGUACAAAAGAGUCUAACAUUUUUUGCCAAACAGAUAUAUAUUUAAUGAAGAGAAGAUAUACAUUAAUGUGUGUACUUUUUGGAGGAUGGCUUUUUUAAUUAUUUCCAUUCCAAACAUUUCCCUGAGAAUAACAUCCCCUUCUCCCACUUGCUGUGUAAUAAAAUCUGAGUUGUGAUGAGCUGGG